CCCUAUAUAAAUGAGUGGACAGUCACCUUGUGGACUUAAUUUACAAUGGCUAAUACCGAAAAGGUGGAUAGAUCUAAAAACGGAUCAAAAAAUGGACCUUCGCCAUCAAACAAACCUAAACCUCCAAGUCACGGGCCCAAAGUGCCACAGCCUAGAGAGAAGGUAAUACCAGUACCAAAAAAAGGAUCGGGAGAAGAGGAUAGACUCCCUUACCAGAAUAGAUGGUUCCAUCCACACAUUUCUGGAUUGAAGGCUGAAGAACUGCUCAAGGAUCGUGGAUAUGAUGGAAGCUUCCUGGCCCGACACAGUAGUAGUACUAUGGGAGACUUUACCUUGUCUGUCAGACGUAAUAAAGAGGUGACACACAUUAAGAUUCAGAACAAUGGAGAGUUCUAUGACUUGUACGGUGGUGAAAAGUUUGCCACCUUGGCUGAACUGGUGCAGUACUACAUGGAGAAUCAAGGUCAACUCAAAGAACGCAACGGAGUCGUCAUAGAGCUCAAGUAUCCUCUUAACUCCGAGGACCCAACCACAGAAAGAUGGUUUCAUGGCCACCUGUCUGGUAAGGAGGCUGAGAAAGUGCUGCUAGAGAAGGGUAAGAACAAUAGCUACCUGGUAAGGGAGAGUCAAAGCAAGCCCGGUGACUUCGUUCUCUCCGUCCGCUGCGAUGAUCGUAUCACACAUGUCAUGAUCUGCUUCCAUGAAGAGGACACAACCUAUGAUGUUGGUGGUGGUGAGAAGUUUCCAAGCUUGUCAGAUUUAGUAGAACACUACAGAAAGAACCCAAUGGUGGAAAAAUCAGGCACAGUUGUAUACCUGAAAUUGCCAUUUAAUGCCACUAGGAUUCCUGCGUCUGGAUUGGAAAACCGUGUUAAACAAUUGGAAAAGGAAAAACAGACAAAGGACCAAAACACUGUUGGAAAUACAAAAGGGGGUUUCUGGGAUGAGUUUGAGCAACUACAACAAAUGGAAGUGAGGCAUUUGUACAGCAGGAAGGAAGGCCAGAGACCGGAGAACAAGUCCCGUAAUCGAUACAAGAAUAUACUUCCAUUUGAUCAUACACGGGUGGUGCUGCGAGACGGUGACCCAAAUGUGGUGGGCUCCGACUACAUCAAUGCCAAUCAUAUCACGACAGAGGAUGACAGUAUGGAGCCAAAGAAAUGUUACAUUGCCACACAGGGCUGUAUGCCCACCACAGUUGGGGAUUUCUGGAGGAUGACAUGGCAAGAAAAUUCUCGUGUUAUUGUAAUGACAACAAAAGAGGUGGAGCGGGGAAAGGUCAAGGCGUGUCGAUACUGGCCCUGCCCCGAAGAUCCAGAUGAUAUUUUAGAGCGAACAUUUGAUACCUACCAGGGAAAAAUAACAGUGAAACACAUCUGUCAAAAAAAUGAAAGUGAUUUUAUAAUUCGAGAAUUUGAAGUGUCGAAAGACAAGUCAACAGAAGGACCAAGAAGUAUCUUCCAGUUCCAUUUCCUGACCUGGCCUGAUUAUGGUGUGCCCUCCGACCCAGGCAGUGUCCUCAACUUCCUCAACAUUGUGAAUGCUAAACAGGAAUCUAUACCCAAGGCUGGCCCUAUUAUAGUUCAUUGCAGUGCUGGUAUUGGAAGAACAGGGACGUUUAUAGUAAUUGACAUAAUUAUCAAUCAAAUCAAAACAUUUGGUCUAGAAUGUGAGAUAGAUAUUCAGAAGACAAUACAGAUGGUGAGGUCACAAAGGUCAGGAAUGGUUCAGACAGAGGCCCAGUACAAGUUUGUUUACAUGGCAGUCUUACACUAUCUAGAGACGGAGAAACAACGCAAGCGAGCUGAAGAACAAAGCAUUGGACGAGAGUACACCAACAUACAGUACACAGAGGGCACUCGAGUACAGCCCCGUCCACAACCAGCUCCUCAGCAACCGACACGCAAGAAGGAACUACCCAAAACACCAGAGGAAUCCAACCAAAUAUACCAGAAUGUUCCGAAGAACUUAAUGUCUGGCAGUACUAAAAGAUGAUAAUGAGUCUUUGGUCCUGGACAGGUGUCCCAUAAUUCACAACUGGCUUCCAAUCAAUGUUGAUAUCUAUGUUGAGUGUCAGGGUUGCCUGUUUAAAAGAAACUUUAUAUGGCUUUUGACGUACAUAAUUAUGAAUCUUAUCAAACAUUCUGAUUGGCUGUUGAUGAUGUACAUUUAUGUAUCAAACAUUCUGAUUAGCUGUUGAUUAUGUACAUGUACAUUUAUGUAUCAAACAUUCUGAUUGGCUGUUGAUUAUGUAUAUGUACAUUUAUGUAUCAAACAUUCUGAUUGGCUGUUGAUUAUGUAUAAAACAUUUUGAUUGGCCAUGAAAUGUUACAAAAAAUAUAUAUUUCCAAGGAUUGAGAGACCUUUAGAUGAAAAUUUAAUGAAGUGCAAAUACAUGCUACCAUGGAUACAUAAUAUUUUUAAAUGUUAAUUUAAAUUUUUGUUCUGUCUAAAUAUUAAGUGUAAAACUUGUGAUUGUAACACAGGUGUCAUAUUUCUGAAAUAUGUGUAUAUAUAUAUGUAUGUACGAAUCAUGAACCAGCAAAUUCUUUUGCCUGUUUCUGUCGAAGACAAUGUUUAGUAGUCUUUAAGGUACAGGAUAGAAGUAUAUACAGAGGAUGUGAUGGCGAUGAAAGAAUGUAUAGAGUUCAGUUGCAUUUUUCUGCAAUGAAGUGUGUGAUCAAUCCCUACUCAGGGAAGUCAGUGCUUCUCAUGAAGCUGAGAAAUUAAUCAUCCUGUAAUGUGAUUUUGAAAUUACUGAAGUGAGAAUGAAAUCAGGAACAGAACUAUCAUCUAGUACUUUAUCUUAAAGCAGAACUUUUCUAGUGCUGGUCUCGUUUCAUCUUCACUUCUCUACAUUUUCAAACUUUUAGCAAGUUUUUAUUUUGAAGUGAAAAUAAUUCUAUAGAACAAUGGGCCAUUUGAUCAGAAUAUUAUGACAGCACAAAACAAUCAGGAUGCACAGUUUUGCCAGAACAUUACUGAUCAUUAUUUCAAAAACAUGUUAAAAUGAUCAAGGCUGUUUCCAGAAAUGAAUGCAUGGGAGAGGAGGCCAUCAAGGACACCAGUAACCCUAUCACCCAUAAUCAUUUUUCCUGUCCCUCACUCGAACUAUAAGCACUAUCACCCAUAAUCAUUUUUCCUGUCCCUCACUCUAAGCCCUAUCACCCAUAAUCAUUUUUCCUGUCCCUCACUCUAAGCCCUAUCACCCAUAAUCAUUUUUCCUGUCCCUCACUCUAACUAUAAGCUCUAUCACCCAUAAUCAUUUUUCCUGGUCCUCACUCUAACUAUAACCCCUAUCACCCAUAUCAUUUUUCUUGAUCCUCAUUCUACCUAUGUUUGCUAUCAUAAGAGAGCCCUACCCACAUUUUGUCAUCAUUUGUAACUCCAUGCCCCUAAAGUCACCUCACUUUUCACCCCACCCACAUUCAUUUCUGGUGAAGCUCUUAAAGGGACUAUUUAAGUCCCAAGAUGAUAUAUAAUUCUGCUGAAAGCAUAGGAUUUAUUGUUUGGAAAAUGAAAAAGAAUUUGGGUUCUAGGUACUGGAUGAGUCUAUUUGCUGGUCAAAGUGUUUGCACUCAUUUGACAGGAACAUAUUGAAGUGAUUGAGUUUGUAGAACAGACACCUUUGAUAAGAAAACUUUAGUGCAGUCGACUAUCUCUGUCAUUGUCUUGAUUCUGUAUGAAAAGAUACAUUAAAAAAAAUUAAUGUGCAAUUUUCAUUGGACAAAAAGAAAAUAUUUAAGAAGGUAUGAAAGUAAUGUUGUUAGUCACAUAUAUUAAAAGAGCUUGUUAUCAGAUGCUUCAUUAAUGGUUAUAGUCCAGACGUUCUUAAGUCAUUGUAUGCAUUAACCCAAUGUAUAGGAUAGGGGCACCUAGUCAGCCUGAUUGUUAUGUAAACAAGUAAAGUUCAGUGUAAGGUCACUAAGAUUCUGAUAUUUGAUACUUUUAAAGAGAGGUCCUCUGUUUUUAGAAUUUAUCCAUCUUUUCCUGUCUUAAAUCAGGGUUCUAAAUGACUAGACUAUGUUGUUUUCCAAACUAUCUUGGCCUAUGAAAGGAAAGUGCUAGAAAAGUUCUUAAAGUUAAAGACGUGUUGGUGGUCAGAUUAAUUGGUAUUGGUUUUUGAAUGAUGUUAUUGCUCUCCCCCUAUCUACUGUAAUGGUCCAUUUCAUAUCAAAGACAUGGAUAGUCUACUUGAGUGAAAUAGGGAGGAGAGGUUGUUAGUGUAGCAUACUUGGUGCUCAUUUGUUAUAGAUGCUAUUGUUAAAUCUUUUUGUAUUGUUCUUGUGAUGAAAUCAUGGUGUUGACAACUCAUUGUGUAAGCGUUGACCAGAAAUAGGAAUCUAUUGAAUCAAGCUACGUAAACACAGAUCAAUAAAACGAUUAAUCGAUUAGAAAUCUGUGAUUGGUUAUAUAUAUAUAUAUAUGUGAUGAAGCUGAAAGUUUCAGAAAAGAUAUUAUUUGAAUAAAAAUCCUGUAGAUAAAUAUACAUAUUUGUUCAUGCAUGUUUUUAUUUAGAUGUAUAAUCCUUGUUUGACAAUGUGAAGUCAAAAUUUUCACUUAUCUUUCUUUUGGGUGGAAUCUAUGUAUUAUGCUGUCAACAUUUUCUUUUUUUUCUUUUUUUUUUCCUUCAAAACUUGGUCUUAUUGAAAUUAUCCCUUACUAGUAGUGUCAUAAUGCUAUUUAAAUUCUAAGGAUUUUAUCAACUUGCACGAUAACAAACCGUGAAUUUUGAUAUUAAUAGAAUUCUGGUGUGUUUCAUGUUAAUUGGAACUAAACAGUAAUGACCAUACAGAAUCACUAUGACAACCUUACAACACUACUCUGGAAAUGUAUUCAUGUCUUGUAGAUGUCAGUUACGAUAUACUCCAUUUUUUGAGUGCGAAAAGGUAAAUUUGUUCUUCAGAUCAUAUGUAUAUUAAUGCUGCGUCUCUGUCUUUUGUGACUGUAGCCAUGAGAACAUAAUGUAAAACAUCAGGAGCAUUGUGAAAAAAUAGCUGAAUGGAAAUACUGUCCAAUUUGUUGAUGAUAAUCUGAUACUCAGUUUGUACACUUAAAAUUGUAUUUUCAGACAAGAUAAAGGUAAACAGUAUUUUUUGUGAUGAAAAUUCAUUUAUAAAGAUUCAAUUUUAGAAUAUUGCUUUUGUAAAAGAACUCCAACUGUUUAAUACUUUUUCUAUAGUGAUAUAUAGAACUGUUUGACACCAAAGACAGAAUAUUAUUUAAGCAUUGAAAUACAUUGUAAAUAUUUCCCACAGUUUGAUAAAAUGUACUCAAUUAGAUAUAUUGAAAGUUCAUUAAGCACUUGUUUGGUGUCAAACUCAUUUGAUAUUGAUGUCAACUGGUUUUCUUCAUCUUUACUUAUCUGAAAUACAAAUUUUAGAUUGUUUUGUCUGUUUCGAAUUUGUGUGUAAAAGCUCAGAUUACACUGUGAAAAAUUGUUAAGGUUUUGACAAAGUGCUAUAACUUUUAAAAUGUGACGUUUUAGUUGAUUUUUGAAAAAAAAUGAAAAUUAUGAUAGUGUUAAAUCUAAACAACAAAACCUAGUAUUGAGAAACUAAUUAUGAAUACUGUAAAGUGAUCAGUUUUGAAAUGAGUUCUUAAUAGCAGUUGAUUUCUUAUGUACUCUCCAUCUGCCAUUGAAAGAUUAUUGUUCUGAGAAAAAAAACAAAAAAACAAAAAGAACCCUCCACCGGCCCCCUAAAAUAAGUUGAAGAUUUUGCAGUACUUAAUGAUAUAUGAAAAUUAUUUUGAAGGUUUUGAUAAGAAAUCAAAACAUUAUAAUAUAUAUAAAUAUUUUUGUGACAGGUUUACUAAUAGUUCCUGCACAAUGUUUAUAAAGAUCCUAUAUAUAUCUGUAAAUUGUCUUUCUGCCGUUCCCUGUGUCUUCCAGAUGGCAGAUAGAAUCCUUCACUGCUGAUGACACAUAUAGUAAGUGAGGAACUUACUAAUAAAUUACAAUACAACAGUUUUGUCAACAUUUUGUUGUCAUAGAGAUUUCUCAUGAAUACCAGAAAUAAUUUUUGUAGAAAUACCUACUGUCAAUGUCAUAUUUUUUAUAUAAAUUUGCCUCCAUUAAUUUAAUACCUUAAAUGAAAUCUGAUAGCAAGAUUAAUGCUGCAGCUGUAUACACAGGGCACAUUUGUUAAUAGAAUGUUGCAUUUUCACACUUUUUUUAUUAUUUCAUUUCAAAACUGUAAACAGAAGUGUAUGUAUAUACAAGUCUAAGAGUAAUUAAGCUAACCUUUUUACAAAAAUCCACAGGUAUACUAUAUUUUUUUGCAAUAGUGUUAACUCCUUAUAUCUGUAACAGAAGAUACCCAUCGAUGUACUUUAAAGGAAAUUGUUAAAUAUAAUUAUCCAAUGUUGUGUUUUACUCUUUUAUUGUUAAGAAAAGCACACCACAAAAAAAUAUUAAUUAUGCUGUUAAAUAUAAUUGUGUCAAAUGAAGUACAAGAUUUUUCUAAUAUCUAUCAGCUGUGUUUACUCCAUUGUGAGGACUUUGUUAUACAAGUUCUGAGAGAGUAUUCAAGAGGUGUCAAGAGUAUUAAUCUUUUAAAAGAGAACAUUGCAGUACCCAAGGCCAAUAUUCAGAACUUUAUUUGUCAAGUUAUUACAGUCUUAAUUUGAUGUUGAGGACUUCACCCAGGGAAGCUUGUUAUCCAACUGCAAAGUACUCGGAGUGCUUAAUGACAUAGCUUGUUAGAAAAACAUGCCUUUGAGCAUGUAAAGAUGUUCAUAAAUAUAAGAAAAAAUCUUCUUGUAUAUAAAUACAUUUGAUCAUACUUCAUCUUAUGUAGAAUUUUUUUUUAGAAAUAUGAUAACUUGUGUAUCUUUAUUGAAUAUUUCAUCUGCCAGUCAGAAAUUUUUUAAAUUCAAGUAAAUGAUAUUUAGAUAUAUUUUGAACUAGGAUAGCAACAAUGUGUGCAUCAAUUUAAAUUCAAACUGCUUAAAAUAUUUGCAGAAAUUACACACAGAUUUUUUAAGAUUUGGUAUUGCUUAAUCAUAUCAUUGUUAUUAUACUAGAUAUUUGAGAAGUAGAACUGUUAUAUACAUUGUAUGAAAAUGUAUUGUGACUUUUUGUUUUGGAAAUACUAGUACUUACAAAUGUGGCGUUAUCGACCUGGGAAUAUUUGACCUUUUAUUUAACCUGGUGAACUUUGAUUCAGUUUUGACAUUAUACAUGGUUGGCAUUGAACAGAACAGUCAACAAUAUUAAAGGACUGAAAAUCUGGAAUGGCAAUUAAGUCAAAUUAAUUUUGGAAAUACUUUUUUGUCUUGCGGUGAAAUCUACUUUGACAUUCAAUUUAAUGUAGAUUAUUUACUUCUUGCUAACAUAAAACACUGUAUAUAUAACGAAAGUGUGCAAAAAUAAUAAUUUCAUUAAACUGUUAAACAGUUAGAAUAUGUUACACUACCCCGUCUUGCCAAAAGGUGGUGUUUCUACUGUUAUGUACAAUUAUAGUGUUGUUGUAUAAGAAAUAGUUUCAUGCUGUUUUGUGUCAAAUUGUCUAAUAAAUCUCAUAUAUUAUAUCUAA
Ylistrum balloti is the source of this 7538-nucleotide messenger RNA. Its product is annotated as tyrosine-protein phosphatase non-receptor type 11-like. Gene Ontology annotation, molecular function: protein tyrosine phosphatase activity. The record is from RefSeq and is a predicted model, not a curated record. Gene Ontology annotation, biological process: protein dephosphorylation. The coding region runs from base 46 to 1995 and encodes 649 amino acids. The transcript is spliced from 15 exons. NCBI's taxonomy places the organism in Eukaryota, Metazoa, Mollusca, Bivalvia, Pectinida, Pectinidae.